This is a messenger RNA of Baudoinia panamericana UAMH 10762, 1404 nucleotides long. RefSeq lists its product as uncharacterized. Gene Ontology annotation, molecular function: diphosphomevalonate decarboxylase activity; ATP binding. The record is from RefSeq and is a predicted model, not a curated record. Lineage: Eukaryota; Fungi; Ascomycota; Dothideomycetes; Mycosphaerellales; Teratosphaeriaceae. The transcript has a single exon. Gene Ontology annotation, biological process: isopentenyl diphosphate biosynthetic process, mevalonate pathway; isoprenoid biosynthetic process. Bases 157 to 1314 code for a protein of 385 amino acids. Gene Ontology annotation, cellular component: cytosol.
GGGUUGAAAGGGGAUGCUCUUCGGGGGUUAAGGCGCCGCAGAGGACCGUGCAUGAAUGGCACGAUGGUCGAUACCAUGGAUUGACACCGAAGCACCUCCAGGUUACAAAGUAAAUGAGCUCGCCACGACUAUAACCGUAAACGAUACAUAUGCACAAUGGCUGAGGAGGAGGUCUACAGAGCAAGCACUUACGCGCCCGUCAACAUCGCAGUAAUCAAGUAUUGGGGAAAGCGAGAUACCAAGCUCAACCUGCCCACCAAUUCGUCACUCUCCGUUACACUCUCGCAAGAUGAUCUUCGCACACAUACCACGGCGUCAUGCUCGGCACAGCUCAGCAAGGAUACGUUACUGCUCAAUGGAGAAGGCCAGGACAUCUCCAGUACGAGGACGCAAGCCUGUCUGCGCGAGCUCCGAUCUUUGCGACAACAACUGGAAGCGAAGCACGCCACUGCCCCAAAGCUGAGUCAAAUGAAGUUAAAGAUCGUUAGCGAGAACAACUUCCCGACUGCUGCAGGACUGGCGAGCAGCGCGGCAGGCUUUGCAGCUCUUGUACGUGCUGUUGCCGACCUCUACCAACUCCCUGCCUCACCAACAGAGUUGUCACGAAUAGCAAGACAAGGCUCAGGCUCUGCUUGCCGAAGUCUCUUUGGUGGCUAUGCAGGGUGGCAGAUGGGCGAGAAGGACGACGGCUCGGACAGCGUAGCGUACGAGGUCGCGCCUGCCUCGCAUUGGCCUGCGAUGCGAGCGAUCAUCCUCGUUGCAUCGGCGGAGAAGAAGGAUGUCAGCAGUACGGCGGGUAUGCAGCAGACCGUCGCCACCUCAGCACUAUUUCAGCAUAGAGCGAAUAAUGUCGUGCCCAAACGUAUGAAUAUGAUGGAAAAGGCUAUGAAAGAACGCGACUUUGAGACUUUCGCAACGUUGACGAUGAAGGACAGCAACAAUUUCCACGCUUGCUGUUUAGAUACUGAACCGCCGAUCUUCUAUAUGAACGAGACUUCACGAGCGGCUGUGAGGAUGUGCGAGGCCAUCAACAAGGAGGCCGGGCGGAGCAUCUGUGCUUACACGUUUGAUGCCGGACCGAAUGCUGUGGUGUACUAUCUGAAGGAUGACGAGAGCAGCGUGGUUGGUACGUUCAAAUCGAUGCUUGGUGAGAAAACAGGUUGGGAAGGUCCCAGAGGGCAAGCUAUCAAGGCGUUGCAGAAGACGCCUGAAGGUGUUGAGAUUAUCAGCGAGAUGUUGAAGAAGGGUGUCAGCCGCAUCAUCUUGACUGGUGUAGGAGACGGUCCAAGAUCGACGAAUGACCAUCUUUGCUGAGAGUGCGGUGAUUUUGACACACGGUCACACUCCGCACUCAUUCUCGAUCACACAUACCAUCCAAUAGUGCCGUUGUGAUGAACACCCACG